Messenger RNA from Kwoniella mangroviensis CBS 8507, 324 nucleotides. RefSeq lists its product as uncharacterized. Gene Ontology annotation, cellular component: Swi5-Swi2 complex; Swi5-Sfr1 complex. Bases 1 to 324 code for a protein of 107 amino acids. The record is from RefSeq and is a predicted model, not a curated record. Gene Ontology annotation, biological process: meiotic joint molecule formation; double-strand break repair via homologous recombination; meiotic DNA recombinase assembly involved in reciprocal meiotic recombination. The transcript is spliced from 4 exons. Lineage: Eukaryota; Fungi; Basidiomycota; Tremellomycetes; Tremellales; Cryptococcaceae.
AUGUCCGAACCCAGUCCCACUCCCCCUUCUUCCACGUCUACCGAAACCCACGAUACACUCACCCCCACUUCUCCUUUAUCAACAAACACUGCAAACUCCAAACACGCAGAACAUAUCAGGGAGCUACAAGCAGAGCUGACAGUCUUGAAAAUCGAAUUAGGUGAUCAUAAUCCGCAACAAAUCGUUCAAAAUCAUAUCAAAUUGUUACAUGAAUAUAACGAGAUCAAAGAUGGUACUCAAGCAUUGAUAGGUAAAUACGCUCAACUUACGGGUAGGACUGUCAGAGAGAUACACCAGGAGAUGGGACUACCUCUUACGGAUUAG